AUGCAGAAAGAAAAGAAGAAUUAUGCUGUAUUACGGAAACCUGGUUCCCAAGAAUUAUUCAUAGCUGCCAGAAGUUGGAUGCUAUCCGAAGACCUCUGCUUGUAUCACAGCAGUGUAACAGAUAAUGAAGUUGAGGCUUGCGUAAGACCUCGACCAGAAUGGGUGUUAACGGAUUGUCAAAUGUUAGCUGAACUAGACUCCUUCGUGGAAGCCAAGAAUACUUUGCAGGCUACUAAACGAAUACACAGUGUACUCUCCAAUUCAGAUAAUCUGGAGGAUACAUUACCUCUUACCAAUUCAAAACGUCAAAGAGUUGAGACAAAGAACUCCUCUUACGCUUACAACUCAUUGGAACUUGAAGCAGUGGAAGCACAGAAAGUUUGUUUGCCCUCGAAAUACCCUUCAAUAAAUUUCAUGGAAACUGUUGUCACUGAUAGCCAGUUCUUUUAUCAGAAGGCUGAUGAAUUGGAUACCUGGGAAAAACAACUGAAGCGUCUCUACUCAUCUCUUCUGGCGUUGGUAUCUGGAGAUAAUGACUUAGCAAACGCUAAGGUUGGUUUAUCCCGUUCAAUUCUUCUUUUGGCCAAUGUGGAAGAAAAUACCGGUUUAGCUCAAGCACUUCAUCAGUUAGCCGACACAGAAGGACAUGUUGCAGAGCUGCAUGCUUUACAGGCGGAAGCGCACACGUGUCAUUUAGCGGAGUAUACGAGAGAAGUGUUGGGUAUGGUUCAAGCGUGUAAAAAGAGUGAGUGUCGUAGUCCUGUGUUUUCAUGUGAUCCUUAUGUGAACUUUAUCAAUAAGUGUAUUCAUGAUUAG
Molecule: messenger RNA, 816 nt
Organism: Trichobilharzia regenti
Lineage: Eukaryota; Metazoa; Platyhelminthes; Trematoda; Strigeidida; Schistosomatidae
Source: the annotation of a GenBank genome assembly